Stylophora pistillata is the source of this 2589-nucleotide messenger RNA. RefSeq lists its product as uncharacterized. The record is from RefSeq and is a predicted model, not a curated record. Lineage: Eukaryota; Metazoa; Cnidaria; Anthozoa; Scleractinia; Pocilloporidae.
CCUUGUCAAGUUAUUGUGAUCAGGUUUCUUGUUUCGACGACAAUAGUGACUGAGUCGUCUGUAAGUCAUUAGUGGUCAAAGGAUUUCAAAAUUCGAUUUUAAAAGCUACAUGAAAUCCUUCGGAAAACGGGCUUGAAAUCAUUUGACCUGACUACAAGGUAAGGAUGGCAACAUGCCUUACUCUUUUUCGGGUUCCGAUCGACGAAAACGUAGCUUUUAUAGCGUCAGUGGGUCUUCUUUGUGUGUUAGUGCUGCUGCUGGUGCUCAUCGUCGGUGUUGAUAUUUGGUUAAAUAAAUUGCGUGCCCGCGUAAACAGUGUUUCUGGAAGAUGGAAAGAUUUCUGCAGACUUGAGAUUACUGAACAAUCCCUGAUGUUCUCCAACAAAGACACCUCAGAUUCUGACAGAAGUAAUCCUUGGAGGAGCCUUACCACUUCUAAUGCCUACACACCAUGGAUUGUAAAUGAGGAUGGAGACUCGAAAGAAACUUCAUUUGGCUGCUCUACAACAGUAGUAGAAGACGGGAAAUCCAUUAACGGUAUCAACAUAGGAAACGAAACAAUGGCUAGCGAAAAAGAGGAAGAAUCAUAUAUUCAAAUAAUUGCUGAUGGCCCAACAAUAAAAGAUUCUCCAGCUGAUAAACCAGAGAAAAAUGGGAUGGACGUCAAGAAAAAAAUGUACAUGAGCUUAAAAGGUGCCAAAGCUGACACCUACGCCAACCUCCGUGAAGAAAUGACAGAAAUGGACUCGGGGCAAGGGAAGGAACACGAAUUAAGCCUGGACCUCAAAUCUUCAAAUGGAGUCUUGGGUGGCAAAGAGCCUCAAAAUGAAUACGACAAUGAGUACCUUGUAGUUUUUGCUUCUGGUAAACCAUCCGAGACUUCAGAAUUAGCAGCUAAUGGGAUUCCUCCUCAUGAAGACACGUACGAGUCCCAGUAUCUUUUGCCCAUGGACCCUCAGCCAAAAGAGAUAAGAAAACAAGAAGAGGGGAAGGAAACUGGCGAGCGCUUCGGAGGUCAGAGCAAGGCCGGUGAUCCGAAAUGUAUGUCUCUGACCCCGAAGUUGCCACCCAGGUUGGCAACAUUUGGACCCAGAGCUGCUCCUGAAAUCCAAAAUUCUCAAAAUGAUAAAGCUAUCGAACUUAAUGAAAUGUCAAAGAGCAAUGACGAAGAUGGAUUUGGGUACCUCCUUGUCCAACACGAUGGAAAUUCUGAAGCCAAAAGGUUGUCUGCCACUCUAACACAGAACCUGCCGCUCCAACCAGAAAGUGUCAAGACAUCGACUGUUGGGCGUGCAUGUGUGGAUGACAAGAACGAAGACAACUAUGACUACGUCACUUCUGAGAAGGUGAAAGACUGGAAAGGCUCUCCUGACGUUAUCGCCUCCGUGCAAGUCCCAGGAAAUGGCAAAGAGAGUCAUCCCAAUGGUAAAUCUAAACCUGAUGCAAAACUUUCCGAGGAAGAUUCUAAUGGCUAUUUGGCUGUCAUUCAUGAUAGCACAGCAGAUGACAAGCAACAUGCCGAAAGAGAUGAUCCUCGUGGCCACAACACCAUUGGGCAAGGUCAUCAGGACAGCACUGAUAACAUUUAUGCUACAAUCCAAGACAACAAUAAUGAUCAAAACAAAGAGCCUGUUCCUACCAAUCCAGAGGCAAUAUAUGUUAACCAGGACAAUAUCCAAAGCGUUGCUGAAGAAAACACGGAGGACAACCACAUUUAUGCCAACAGUGACGUUCAACAAGACUCUUCCCUGUUUGACAUAUCUGCACAAGAUAUCGAGAAAAGCCCAAUCUAUGAUAACGAUAUAAGGAAGGGUUAGGACUGUGGAGGUUUAUUAACUCUUAGUGAUGUUUGGUGAUUUGCUAAAAUGAUGUAGGAGAUAGUUAUAACUUGUACUGACUUUUACAGUACCCUUCAAGAUUCAGUCAUUUGCUGCAACUGUGGCAGUGUUGCAGGUGGUUAAGCGUUGAGUAGUGACUUUCUCCAAACUUAUCGUUUGUAAAUAUUGGAAUUUUAUGGAUAAAUUUCUUGGUGUAUCCCAAAAUUAUUCCUUCGUUUUUUAAGGACGGCUUCCCAACAGCUAAAAUGAGUUCCAUAACCCUCAUGUAUCAUCUUACAAGGUGACUGGAGUGGUUGCUCAUGAAAAUUAAAGAGGAUCACUUGGAGCAGUCCGAUUUGAAAAUCUAAAGGACUUAUCAUGUGAUCAUUUUAAUAACUCAAUUUUUCGUUGAAAUAAGACGUUUGUCUCAACUGAAAUAUAUUCAAUACGUAUUGAAGUGGAAAAAAAGCAUACCAAGUCCAGAAUUUGAAAUUAUUUAAGGAAAAUAAUUGAAAGUGGUGAGGAAUUUAUUCUGAUCACAGUGAUAGGCAGAGAUCCAACGAACUGAGAUUUAAUUUGUCGAGAAUUGACAGCUUUUUUAUCAUUACAAAGUCUAGCCUUUCGUAGUCGACAAUAGGAUAUUAUUUGUAACUUGGCCCGCUUUUCCAAGCUUGGCCUCUUUUUCAGAUUAUAGGCAAUUUAAAAUGACUAUGAAUGGUAAAAUAUACAAUUAACUACCAAGCAAAAUAUAAAGGUUUUCUUAUUUUAUCUA